AUGAGCGACCCAACCAACCCCCAUAUCAAAGAGCGCACUACUCCCCAGUGGGGGCUCUACCAACGCGAGAACUUCUGGAAGCCAAAUGAUGGCAAAACAGCACCAUUUAAUACAGAUCCCGCAAAACUCGAAGAACGAGCCAAAGAACGCCUCAGCGAAGGCGGCUGGUACUACGCCUCCUCAAAUGCAGGAAUGUCCACAACCCACCUAGCAAACCGUCAAGCAUUCUACCGACACCGUAUAAUCCCAAACCAACUAGUCGACACCAACACCCGAGACACAACAACAACAAUCUUCAACCACAAGGUCUCGGCUCCAAUCGGCUUCGCCCCAAUAGGAAUAAACAAGAUCUAUCACCCAUCCGGCGAAUCAGCAGUCGCAAAAGUAGCUGGCGAACUUAACCUGCCCUACUGUCUUAGCACAGCAGGAAGUACAUCGAUAGAAGAUGUCGGAGCCGCAAACGGAGAAGGAUCUCCCCGGUUCUAUCAACUGUAUAUGCCCCAUGAUGACGAGUUGACGCUGUCACUUAUUACACGUGCUUGGGAGUCAGGAUUCGAUGCAUUGAUUUUAACGACAGAUACAUGGCAACUUGGAUGGAGACAUGAUGAUGUUGCGCAUUCGAAUUAUGCAUUUUAUCGUGGAUUUGGAGCUGAUCUCGGACUGUCGGAUCCAGUCUUUCGGAAACGGUGUGCUGAGGAUGGAAUCGAUCCGGACACUGAUGUUGUGCGUGCUUCGAGUAAGUGGAUUGAUUCCGUUUGGCAUGGACGGGCGUGGAGUUGGGAGAAGAUUCCUUGGUUAAUGAGGGAGUGGAAGAGGAUUUCGGGUGGGAGGCCUUUCGCUAUUAAGGGGAUUCAGUCGGUGAAGGAUGCGAAGAAGUGUGUUGAGAUGGAUGUGGAUGGGAUCGUGGUUAGUAACCAUGCUGGGAGGCAGGUUGAUGGGGCUGUUGCGAGUUUGGAUGCGUUGGAGAAGAUUGUUGAGGCUGUUGGAGAGAAGAUUUAUAUUAUGUUUGAUUCUGGGGUUAGGGGUGCUAGUGAUGUUGUUAAGGCUUUGGCUAUUGGGGCGAAGUUCGUGUUUGUGGGUCGUUUGUGGAUCUGGGGGUUGAGUAUUAUGGGGGAGGAUGGGGUGAGACAUGUUAUGAAGUCUUUGUUGGCGGAUUUGGAUAUCUUGAUGGGCAUUGCGGGGUUUAAUAGUAUUGAGGAUUUUGAGAAGUCAAUUCUUGAGUCGGGACCGAAGGCUUAUAAUUUGAUUCCUGAGAAGAGAAAACUCUGA
Penicillium angulare is the source of this 1269-nucleotide messenger RNA. RefSeq lists its product as uncharacterized. NCBI's taxonomy places the organism in Eukaryota, Fungi, Ascomycota, Eurotiomycetes, Eurotiales, Aspergillaceae. The record is from RefSeq and is a predicted model, not a curated record. The transcript has 4 exons. Bases 1 to 1269 code for a protein of 422 amino acids. Gene Ontology annotation, molecular function: oxidoreductase activity; FMN binding.